Molecule: messenger RNA, 4442 nt
Organism: Leguminivora glycinivorella
Lineage: Eukaryota; Metazoa; Arthropoda; Insecta; Lepidoptera; Tortricidae
Product: angiomotin-like protein 2
Exons: 19
Coding region: 236-2878 (880 amino acids)
Biological process (GO): actin cytoskeleton organization; regulation of cell migration
Cellular component (GO): cytoplasmic vesicle; bicellular tight junction; plasma membrane
Source: RefSeq, a predicted model, not a curated record
UAGAAAAUUAUAAUAUGGGAUUGGUAUCACUAAUAAUUGCACUGACCCCCAUCCAUCAAACUUUGUAAUAUAGUCAAUGUGAUACCAAUUUUUAGCUUAUUAUUGCCUUUUAAAAACAUUUUGACCAAUACGAAAUGGAUAACGUUUAAGAGGAGUGGUGUGCGUUAAGGAUGAGUUUAGAUGCAGUGCAACAUGAUUUUGAAUUGAAAUCAGUUGUUCACUGAAAAGAGGUAUCAUGGGGUCUAUGCGACCAACCGGACGAUUCCUUUCGUUUACGAAGAACAUUCCGAGGGCACAGAAACCAACUGUGGCUGGUGGGUUUCCCCAAAGUCUGUCUGGAAGCGAGACGGAUGUGUCAACGUCAAACGAAAAUCUGUCCCGGGAGGAGCGCUAUGUAGUGCGUCACACCGCACGUGUAGAGCCGCAGGGGCAGGAGACGCAGACCCAGAACAACAACAACAACAGGAAUUCCUUAAAGGAAAGUGUGACAGGCAGCAACCGCAACUCAUUGAAAGAGUCCGUGGGCGGCGGCAACAGUAACCGCAGCUCUCUCGACGUAUCAUCCUCCUCAUACAACACGCUCAUCAUACACAACCAAGACGACCCGUGGCCACAGCGGCCGACGCCUAUUCGAGAACACGAACGAACCAGCAGCGAAGUAAAGCACACCACAACUCAGUCCUCGCCAUACCACACGUUAAAGAAAGCGGAAUCGAAGAAGCCAAGUGGCAUCCCCCUGCCGAAGAUCCACAAGGAACAAGCUGUCACUACCACGGCCAACUACAUUGAUAUUGGUGGUCAGAGGAUCUACACUAGUCCGCCCGAUCACUCCGUUCAGGAAAUAACCGAGAUCCCCGAUGACUUCCUCAACCAAUCAUCAGUCCUCAAACACUUGGCUAAAGAGGUGGCCGGCACGCCGAAUGCAGAGCGGGCGCCCACCGAAAGGAAACAGAAGGGCAAACCUAACAAGCUUAGCAAGGAGAAGCUUAGCUUGAGCCGGUCACAGCCGGAUCUUACUGGUGUGGGCGCCACCGUCGGCGUGCGCGCCGUGCCCGGCGGCUCCGAGUCCUCGGGCUGGUGCAGCGGCGGCGAGGGCUCCGUGGAGGAGCCUGACGACGCCUUCGGGGCCGUCCUGGACGCUCUGGCCGCCGAGAAUCAGCAGCUGAAGAGGCAGCUUGGUGACGCUCUAGAGAGAGUCUCUAAGACCAACAAGUUGGAAGAGGAGGUGGAGAAAGUCCGCUGCGCGCACGAGGAGCUAGUCAGCUCGUGUUCCCGCCGGGAGCAGCUGGAGCGAGCGGCUCGCACGCGGCUGCAGGCAGACUGCCGCCGGUUGCACGACCUCAAUCGAGCUUUAAAGCAACAGGUGGAGUUACUGUCGGCGGGCGUGCGUGCCGACGGCGACAACCACGCGGAGGCGCUGCGGAAGGAACUGCAGAACCGGGAGAUGCUCAUCGCUCAGCUCAUUGCACAGAACAAAGAGCUGGCUUGCAGUAAAGAGCGGCAAGAAAUUGAGAUGGCAGCCCAGCGAGCCACGUUACAAGAACAGCGAACACACAUCGACAUACUCGACACGGCGCUUACCAACGCACAGGCCAACGUCGUACGCCUUGAGGAAGAGUGCCGCCAUGCAAGCGGCUACGUGGAGCGCGUUAUGGGUCUUCAGCGUGCGUUGGCGUCGCUCCAACAGGCUUCAGACCGUCGCGAGCACACCGAGAGAAAACUCAGAGCACAGCUCGAGAAGGAACUACAGACAUUGAGAAAACGUGAGUGCAACUGUGGCGAGCGCGGCGCGAGCACCGCGGGCGGCGAGGCCGAGCUGCGCCGACAGCUGAGGGAGCGAGACGAACGACUGCUCGCGUUAGAGGGAGAGUGCGCCAAGUGGGAGCAGCGCUACCUCGAGGAGGCCGCGCUCAGGCAGGCCGCCGUCUCCGCCGCCUCCAUACCCAAGGACGCGAAAAUAGCUGCCCUCGAGAAGACAUCAGCCGAAUCGGAACGGCUCAUGGCCGAAGCCCGCAGCGAGAAGAUCCGACACAUGGACGAGCUGCACUCGGCACAGAAGAAACUGGCGGACUUGGAGAGCAGAGUUAAGGAAUUGGAGUCCAAGGUGGCAGAACGCGACGCGAUGAUCAAAGUGCUGCAGAAGCACACUAGCGCCGCCUACGACAGCGGCGCGUCUCUGCGGAACAACUCCAGCCGCGAGGAGUUAGUGGGUCUGUCGUCGGGCGCGUCGUUCUCCAGCGCGGAGGGCGUGGGCGGCGUGCCGGCGCGCUACCGCCACCUGCGGCGCAACUACUCGCCGCAGGAGAACUGUAGCGGUUGCGGGUUCGACAGCACGUCGCUGCGGCUGGACGAGCAGCUGGCGGCGCUGGAGUCGCGGCUGGAGCGGCCGCCCGUGCCCGCCCGGGGCCUUUGCUGCUUCCCUGGCUUGGGCACGGUCGGAGCCCGAGGUACUAAUGGCCGUGGCGAGGAAGCCCUACUACUUGAGAGACAGGGACGCGCCUCGCAGCAAACCCGUUCGUCCAGCCUUCCACCGCCGCCGUCCGCCCUGCCACGUCCACCAAGGAAGCCCUCAGCCAGAACUACGAGAUACGACCGACUUGAACACAGGGACAAUAGGAAGGACUCCGACGGCUCCGGUUCCAUCGCCUCGACAGCAUCUCGCAGCUCGCCGCUGCCCUACGACACGGUGCGCAAGCUGCCCUCCGUGCCCACGUCGGCGUCCCUGCCCGCGGCCGAGUCCCGCGAGUCUCUCGUGCGGCCGCGAGACUCGAGUCUGCCGUCGCCGUCCAAGCUCGCGGUCUACGCGGCAGCGCGCCGCCGCUCCGCCGAGUCGGCCAAGGACAACAAACGGACGCAUCAUUAUCGAAUUCAGUUCUAGUCACUCUUUAAUAGUAGUAUCUCUUGUUUAUGACGAAAGCACACUAAUUUCUGGUUGUGAAUGUUAUCGGCAUUUAGUGCUCCUGAAAAUGACAUAGUACCGUCCAUAAAAUACCAUUAGGUAUCACCUACCGCGUUCCUAAAUGGAACUAGGCGCAAAUGUUCUAUGUACAGUCGAUAUAUGGUUGAAAUACUCUUACAAAAACUUGACAUAGUUCAACUUUUUUGUGUAAGGAAAAUUCCACAGGAAUCAGGGAAUAUUUUAAUUUUUUUCUGAACACGGAUAAUUUCGAUUCCCAUAAACAUUUAAGGUUCUGAAAAUGUUGUAUGGUUCUGUUAUUUAGAUUUUUUCGAACGGCAAUCUAUUAGGCAUAGUAUAUUUGCACGAAGCUUAUAGUUUUUACGAUACAGCUUAGCAUAUUUCAUAUAAAGGUUUAAUGUCGUACUGAAAACUUGCAUAUUGCAUAAGUUACGGGAAGAUACUUGCUAGUUGGUUACGUUUACGAAUAAUUGUUUUUGAGAUGAAUUAAACAAAAUAUGGUUCAAGUUUAAAUAGUCAAACGAAAACGCCACGAGAAAUAAACGAGAUAAAGAUAUAACUCAUAUAUUAUUAUAUAUAAUAAUAAUAGAAGUUGUUAAACAAUUUAAAACUAUUAAAUAGAUAUAACAAAGUAGCAAUUUUAAUUAUAACUUCGUGUGUAAUUUUUAGUCACUGAGCCUUCGUAUUUUACCUCUAUCUACCACUUAACUCGGGCAUUUGGUAGAGUACUUGUGGAGUAAUUUUUAGUAAAAAGUGAAUUAGGUCAACUUACCAAACACCGUAUUUAAGUGGUAGAAAAAUAUUGUAGCGAUAUGAGUACAAUAUAUUAUAACAUUGCAUUUAGUGUGCCACGUAUUGUCAAUAUGUAUAUCGCCCUAACGGUUCAAGAUAGUACCUAUGGAGUUAUGGACCUACCUAGUUGAGAACUUAGUUUUUUUACUCAUUUACAUUAGUUAUACCGAUAUUAUUAAUUAAGAACACAACCGUAUAGAAUAUUUUAUAAUUAAUUCAGUGUAAGGGUGCGCGCCCACGGGUGACAAAGUUGUUCGGCGACUUGCGUAUUUGUAUGAAAAGUUGCGUCGCUUCGUGAGCGCACUUUCAUACUAGCCCAUGGUCGCGACAAAAAAGUCGCUUCGAAAAGUCGCCCGUGGGCACACCCUCUAAGAAAGAAAAACAAAAAAAUGAUGUAGAAACUAGUGUGUUAAAAACUUUUCACCGAGUGCAACUUUGUUUGAUACUAUGUUGGAUUUGCAUUGGAUUGGAAUUUUAAAUUCCAAUUUUAGACUAUCACGAAAUCCACCAAAUAAUUUCCAUAAACGAUAUCAUUUUGUUUUCUGAUGUUUUUGGCGCCAGAUACCUAAUAAACUCCUUUACAAUUAUUUAAAGUUUGACCCCCUUAUGUAUAAACGUUCAGUAAAAUCGCUGUCAAUAGAAAUUGUCAACAAUGUAAACAAAACAUUAUAUAAAAUAUCAAUAUUUUAGCACAGUUUUAUUAUUUUAAAGGUUGAGGAUCAUAAUGUGAGAU